CAUAAAUAUAAAUAGGUUAUAAUAAUACAAACAACUUUCGAUAAGGGUUACCAGAAGCCUGAAUGGGUUUCCGUUUACCACUUCAUCUUCUUCCUUGAAACCACGCAUCUCAUGGCAAUGGCACUCGACGCUGCAGUUUGGAUCGCAAAGAUGACAUGGAUUGCUCUCAGUGGCUGGAUUAGUUCUUGUUUAACUGUUGCUGAUGAAUUUGCCUCUUCUCUACGUUCUGGCGAUAUUGGCCCUUUUCAUGUGGGUUGACUCAAUCAUGUCUCUUUCUUGCAACGGGCUUUGCUUUAAGUAGUUUGUUGUAUAUGAUAACCAUUGAGCAUCUGCUUAGGGAUCUGCAGUUCUUCUUUAGCCAAAGAAACAUUAUAUUAGAGCAUAGCAUAUUUUCUCUUUAUUAUUUGCAAGUAGUGUAAAAUGUGUCCAAUCCAAUCAAUAAUCUUGUGACCUUUUCAUUGUAUCUAAUCCUAAUUUAACUUUACCCUUGUGUGUGGUGCAAUUUCUUGACCAAUUAGAUAAUGUGAUGAAUAUUGUGGUGUGUCAGCUGUAUGAAGUUAAACCUUAAGAUGUCAUAAAAGCUUUCUGGAAAUUAUUAUAUUGUGCUGAGGCUAA
Vigna angularis (adzuki bean) is the source of this 615-nucleotide messenger RNA. RefSeq lists its product as uncharacterized. Lineage: Eukaryota; Viridiplantae; Streptophyta; Magnoliopsida; Fabales; Fabaceae. The record is from RefSeq and is a predicted model, not a curated record. The transcript has 2 exons. Bases 112 to 258 code for a protein of 48 amino acids.